AUGUUUGUGAUAUCAGAAAAAGUUCUCAUGAAAGAAGUGAAGUGCAAGUCAAUGAUCAACAGCAUACUGUGGCAUGUACUAAUCAGAGAGCUUGUCACAGACUUCACUUCAUCACUUUCACCUUGUUUCUUGACUGAGCUGCUUGGCCACUGUGUGAACCCCACUGACUAUCAACAUUGUGCUGUCGGAGAAGCUCAUGACAGUGAUUAUAAAUUCAGUUUGAAAAUGCUGCUGCACUGCUCUAGUCAGAUCUGA
Molecule: messenger RNA, 255 nt
Organism: Histoplasma mississippiense
Lineage: Eukaryota; Fungi; Ascomycota; Eurotiomycetes; Onygenales; Ajellomycetaceae
Exons: 4
Coding region: 1-255 (84 amino acids)
Source: RefSeq, a predicted model, not a curated record